ACGUUUUGUUAUGAAACUCGAAAGUCGAAACUUUUCCGAUAUCAGUCAUAUCAGCUUCAAAGUCAUGCAGUAUUUCUUUCAUAUUGAGACGCCUUUCGUUUUCUCCGUGUAAUUUGCGACCACUUCAAAACUACUUUACCUUUAGUUUCCGUUUUUUAGAAGAUUCGAUUUAUGGGAGCAAGUUUAAGAGUUUGAUAAGUGGAGUGAAUACCCCGUCAGCCGUCUCACCUAGGCGCCAGGAAAUGAGCAAACCAGUGAAAAAUGUUGGAGGUUCUAACGGGAAACGAUCUGCGACUGCCUCUAAGGGAUCUCCCAAAAAAACUAAAAAGGAUGAGGACGAAGAUGGUGAUGGACAGCAGAAGAAAAACGCAGGAUAUCGGAAGUUCAUGAGCCGCGCGCCUCCGCAGGCGCUUGGGUCAAAAGAAGUACCAGAGGGCCCGGAAGACUGCUUGCAAGGCUUGGAUUUUGUGGUGACUGGCGUUCUGGACAGCAUAACUCGAGAGGAUGCUGAGGAUUUAAUAAAACGUCACGGAGGUUCCGUGAAAACAGGAGUAUCGAAAAAGACGUCGUACUUGGUGGCCGGGCGAGAUGCAGGCGAAUCCAAAUUGAAAAAGGCUAAAGAAAUGAAGACGAAAAUUAUUGACGAAGAUGGUUUAUUCGAUCUGGUACGAAAAGCGGUUCCAGAAUCGAAAGGCAAACCCAACGGUACGGCUUCCGGAAUGAAAGCAACAGGUUUUUCCAGAACGGCUUCAGUGGUUAAAGUAUCACCCGGAAAAUCGAAGAAAAAGGACGCUGAUGUGAUUCUUCUUGAUUCGGACGACGAUGACCAGCCUCCGGCGAAGAAAGCGCGGACCACUGCCAGUCCGGUGAAAUCUUCGAUGAAAGCUGUUGCAUCAAGCAGUACUGGGGCUUCUAAAUCAGCAUCAGUUGUAAAACCCGCUGUAAAACCCGCUUCUCCCGUAAAAAAGCCUAUUCUAUCGGGCGCAGCUAGCUCGCCUGUGUCCGUGAAGGCUACGGAGAAAGCACCUGUUGUUCCGUCUACAUCGAAGCAGGUUUCAAACACCGCUAGCGAUCCAGCACCGCGUCCGUCCUCGCAAAAUGUUCCAGCGCUGUUGUGGGUGGAUAAAUACCAACCAAAAUCUUUAAAGAAUGUUGUCGGCCAACAUACACCGCAAAGUCCUGCCAACAAAUUGUUAACCUGGUUACAGCACUGGCAGGACAAUCGCAAAAAACAUGGAUUUAAGGCUGCAUCAGCAGGUCUCUACAAUAAAUCCGGCAGCACCGAUGGGGCGUCAUUUAAAGCGGUUCUCUUGUCUGGCCCUCCAGGAAUAGGUAAAACCACGACAGCCGUUUUAGCAUGCAAGGAAGCAGGUUUCACCUAUGUUCACGUCAACGCGUCGGAUAAUCGCUCCAAGCGCAUCUUGCAAGAGCAGUUUAUGAGUGGUGUGACGUCGCAUUCACUUCUGGAAUAUCAGGAGGGGGCGGCUGUUAAAAGUGCCAUCAUUAUGGACGAAGUUGAUGGAAUGGCUGGAAAUGAAGAUCGCGGUGGAGUGCAGGAAGUUAUACAACUUAUCAAGAAUUGCAAGAUUCCAGUGAUCUGCAUUUGCAAUGACCGUCAAAGCCAGAAGAUGCGUUCGUUAGCAGGGUACUGUUAUGAUUUGCGUUUCCAGCGUCCUCGGCUUGAGCCAAUAAGGGGUGCCAUGUUGUCGAUAUGCGCGAAGGAAGGUAUUAAUAUUAAACCAAACGCUUUGGAUGUAAUCAUCGAAAUGUCCCGUCAUGAUAUCCGUCAAGUACUGCAUAACUUGUACACCUGGACAUCGUCAAAAAAGACGAUGACAUAUGAUGAAGCCAAAGCGAAUGCAGCGUCUUCAGAGAAAGAUAGCAUUAAAAUGGGAGCGUUUGAAGCGUGCCGUCUGAUGUUUGCAGCUCCUAAAGGAUCUCGACCAGGCGAUUUUAUAAACGAAAAGAUGGACUUGUAUUUUGAAGAUUAUAACUUUGUACCUUUGUUCAUCUUCGAGAACUAUCUGCAAGUUCAUCCUUACGCCAACGUGAACAAAUAUGAAGUCUUGGAUAAUUUAAGCAAGGCUGCCGAGAGCUUUUCCAUUUCGGAUAUGAUUGACGCCGAAGUUAGGUCAAAGCAAAGUUGGCAUUUGUUGCCACAGCAUGCUGUUUUUUCGGCAGUGAUACCGGGAAAUUUGAUGCGGGGAGCUAUGGGAGGCAUGAUCAAUUUUCCGCAAUGGCUGGGAAAGAAUUCGUCCAGUAAUAAGAACAAACGAUUAGCACAAGAAUUGCAAACCCAUAUGCGACUAAGAGUUUCGUCAAGUUUCACUGGCUUAGUGCUAGAUUAUUUGCCGGUAAUGCGAAAAGCAUUAACUGUUCCCUUGAAAAAGGAUGGUGCUGAGGGUGUGGACAAAGUAGCCGAUUUCGUUAAUGCCUAUGAUAUGUUACGGGAAGAUAUUGAUUCUGUGUUGGAAGUCACUUCAUGGGGAGGAAAAGACGAUGAUCCCAUGAAGGAUGUUCCCGCUUCGGUCAAAUCCACUCUUACUCGGCAGUUAAAUAAAGGCACUCAUCUUAAUCCUUAUUCCUCUGCUGAAGUGAAAAAAUCAUCACGGGCUCGAGCGGGAGGUGACGCGGAAACAGAUUUGCUGGACGAGGAAACCGCGGCUGCUCUGACAACUGCAGCCGAUGAUGAAGAUAAGGAAGAUGAUAAUGUGGAGAAGGAUACCAUGAUUAAGGUUAAGGCCAAGACCUCAUCGGCUGCCAAAUCAUCGUCAGCGAAGGGGGGAGCCGGAAGAGGUGGCCGUGGAGGAGGGCGGGGUGCAGGCGGUGUAACUGGAACAUCUCGACGAGGAAAAAAAUGAUAAUCGAGAAAAGGGAAUUCUGAUGUUUCUUAAAUGAUCGUUGCUGUGUUGAAAUUUUGUAAGUGAUUUAUGGCAUUGCGAUUUUUAUUUUUUUUGGAUGUGUAAGGAAUCCAUACUAUGGAUUUUCGUCUGCUGUAGUUUUAUUACUUUUGGGAUACGUUCCAUUGUAGUGGUAAUGUUUUCUACGGCUGUUAAUUAUACUGGGUGCAUAUUCACCGAGCUGUUUGCUUAAUUGAUUCCACACCUAUAAAGAAGUGAAACCACUGUG
Molecule: messenger RNA, 3129 nt
Organism: Paramacrobiotus metropolitanus
Lineage: Eukaryota; Metazoa; Tardigrada; Eutardigrada; Parachela; Macrobiotidae
Product: replication factor C subunit 1-like
Exons: 14
Coding region: 243-2861 (872 amino acids)
Biological process (GO): DNA repair; DNA replication
Cellular component (GO): DNA replication factor C complex; nucleus
Molecular function (GO): ATP hydrolysis activity; ATP binding; DNA clamp loader activity
Source: RefSeq, a predicted model, not a curated record